Messenger RNA from Ochotona curzoniae (black-lipped pika), 2495 nucleotides. It is a transcript of the gene BPIFC, whose product is annotated as BPI fold containing family C. Gene Ontology annotation, molecular function: lipid binding. NCBI's taxonomy places the organism in Eukaryota, Metazoa, Chordata, Mammalia, Lagomorpha, Ochotonidae. The transcript has 19 exons. The record is from RefSeq and is a predicted model, not a curated record. Bases 743 to 2266 code for a protein of 507 amino acids.
CUAGAAACAAGCUCUGGCCACCUACACAGCAAGGGAGUGACUACAGAGAAUUUCGGAAACACUAGGAUAGUGGCCCCCAGCUAAGCUUCCAAAACCAAAGCUCAGAACCAUGCUGAAAAACUGGCCUGGUGCAGAAACUAUUACAAUUGGAAUUGUUGCCACAGAACACCACCCUGCUGGCGGAUGCUGCCACCGCUGUCAGGAACCACUGAAGAAUGGCUGCCAUCAGAUGCCACAUGUUUUUGUAACAAAAAUUGGCAAAGUUCCAGAACAGCCUGUUGCCCCAUCUUGCCGACUUCCAAAUCAAAGUCUCCUAGGAGUGCAUCUGAGAGAGGGAAUCUAGGUCCACGCCUGAGUUUCAGUCCCAAAGAAACAAUGCACGCUACUGUGGUGAUACUCUUCGGAGACCAUUUUUGGAGCCCAUCUGUGACACACCACUCAAUACUACAUAAGCCUGUAAAAGACAUGAGAUGCUUCAUGAAAUCAGAACCCUGGCUAUCCAGAUGUGCAUCAAAAUAUGGAGUGUAAGACUGGGACAAGGCUUAGGCUCUAUAAAGAUAUCGAGUUAACACAGUAGUCGAUGAGCCCACCCACCAUACUUCACAGAAGUGCUAAAUGUAGAGACGCUGUCUGUGAUCCUGCCUUGAAGCAGCUGACUGAAGGCCCAAGGUAGAGAACACAUCAGCUUGGAGCGCAGAAGGAACCCAGGAGCUCCCCAGCUUGGACGCGUCCUCCACUUGAGAUGCAUGCAAAGACAGCUCCUGUCAUCUGGGGCUGUUUCCUCCUGUGGAAUUUCUGCAGCUCAUCCUCUCAGACCAUUUACCCUGGCAUCAAGGCAAGGGUUACUCAGCGGGCCCUGGACUAUGGUGUCCAAACAGGGGUGGAAGUACUAGGGCAAAUGUUAAUGGAAAGCAAUAUCCCAGACUUCCAUGGUUCUGAGUCUCUUCAAUUUCUGAAGGCUGAUUAUGUGGACUACAAUUUUUCAAACAUAAAAAUCAAUGCUUUUUCCUUCCCAAAUACUUCCUUAGCCUUUGUGCCUGGGGUGGGAAUCAAAGCACUGACAAACCAUGGCACGGCCAAUGUCAGCACCAACUGGGCAGUCAAGUCACCACUCUUCAAAGAUACAGGAGGAGCUGAUCUGUUCCUCUCCGGGGUCUACUUCACUGGCACCAUCAUCCUAACACAAAAUGACUCAAGUCACCCAAUCCUGCAACUUGAAGACUGCUAUGCCCAAGUGAGCCAUGCCCAUGUCUCAUUUUCUGGACAAUUAAGUGUCCUAUAUAACUCCUUUUCUGAGCCCAUGGAGAAACCCAUUUUGAAAAACUUAAAUGAAAUGCUCUGUCCCAUUAUCACAGAUGAAGUGGAAGCACUGAACGCCAAUCUCAGCAUGAUGGAGUUUUUAACCAAGAUCGACAACUACACUCUGCUGGAUUAUUCCAUGAUCGAUUCUCCAAAAAUUACCGAGAGCUCCCUUGACCUGGAUUUCAAGGGCACUUUCUACCCUCUGAAGAAUGCAGUUGAUCCCCCCUUCUCACCAGUUCCUUUUGUGCUGCCCGAAGGCAGUGACUCUAUGCUCUACAUUGGGGUCUCCGAGUACUUCUUCAAGUCUGCCUCUUUUGCUUAUUUCACAGCUGGAGCUUUUGAUGUCACUUUCUCGACCAAAGAGAUUUCCAACCAUUUAAUCCAAAACUCUCAAGGUAUUGGCAACAUACUCUCCCGGAUCGCAGACAUCUACAUCUUGUCCCAGCCCCUCAUGGUGCGCAUGAUGGCCACAGAACCUCCCGUGAUCAACUUAGAGCCGGGCAACUUCUCUCUGGACAUCCCUGCCUCCAUCAUGAUACUCACCCAGCCUGGGAACUCCACUGUGCAAACCAUCGUGUCCAUGGACUUUGUUGCUAGUACCAGUGUUGGCCUGGUUAUUUUGGGACAAAGAUUGAGCUGCUCCUUGUCUCUGAACAGAUUCCGCCUCUCUUUGCCAGAAACGAAUCGCAACAACCUUGAGGUCCUGAGGUUUGAGAAUAUUUUAUCCUCCAUCCUUCACUUUGGAGUCCUCCCACUGGCCAACGCAAAACUGCAGCAAGGAUUCCCUCUGCCCAACCCAUAUGAAAUCUCACUCAUCAAUUCCAAUAUUGAAGUUCUUGAGGGUUACCUUUUGAUCUCCACCGACCUGCAGCACGAAAGGUCCUUGAAGCAGCAGCCAAGCCUCCCCCGUUGGAAAGAGCUGAACCUGAUCCAUGGACAGUGGUGGGGCAAGCCAGCCCCUUGACUGCAACUUGGCAGGCCACCCCGGGAACCCCACAGCCGCUGUCUACCCAGAGGGCGACGACAGUGCCUGCUGGGAUCGUAAAGGCCCUGUGAAGUGUUCUGGCAGGAACUCUCUAGAAGGACACAGAAUGGGUUCAAGAAUGUGUGCUCCGAGCACGGAGGGGCGGGGUCUGGGCUCGCGCAUGCUCUGUGUGCCUGAAUUCUUAGGAUUCCGAAGCUGAGAGCGAGGC